This is a messenger RNA of Salmo salar (Atlantic salmon), 4810 nucleotides long. The record is from RefSeq and is a predicted model, not a curated record. NCBI's taxonomy places the organism in Eukaryota, Metazoa, Chordata, Actinopteri, Salmoniformes, Salmonidae.
CAGUCAGAUGCGCCAAAAUACAUAGCCUAUUUGGAAACUCUAGAGUUUGGAACUGCCCUAGGCAAUGAUUAACUUGCACACAGCUGACCUAAACUAUUUGUGAAAUCCAGUUUACUUUAUUCGGCAGUAAGCAUUUGUCAGAGUCGCAUGGGUUAUCUAUUUUGUAGGGAAAUGCGUGAACCAAAAUGUUUGUUUUUUGUUCUAUUGAUUUGGUGUCUCGGCACAGUACACGCUCAAGAUUCCCAACGAAGCUGCCUAAAACCCAAACUGGAUCGAGGUUAUUUUGACCUGGAUGAAGAAACGUACCCGCAUGGCACUAAACUUUACUAUGCCUGCGAUAAAGGCUGGAAACCUGUGGUUGAGGGGUGGUGGGGGAUGGUUAAGUGUGAGAACAGAAAAUGGUCCCACAUACCUCAGUGCAUAGAUGAGAACAACUGCAUUCCUCCAGAUAACCCUAAUGCUAAAGAGAAACCUCUUAAUGUGAAUGGAUGGUAUCCCAAUGGAAAAACUGUUUGGUUUGAUUGUGAUUUAACACAUGAAAUUAAGGGCUCUCCCUCAGCUAAGUGUGAGAAUGGGAGUUGGAGAGAAUUACCACUUUGUGUAGAAAAAUACGACUUGUGUCGAAAACCUCCUCCUGUUGUGACCAAUGCAGUUAUCAUUCAUAAAUAUCAGGACAAGUUCCCAGAAGGCUUUAAGUUAAAUUAUACAUGUCAGGAUUCAUAUACUUUGGAAGGAACUGACUCUACUGUUUGCCAAUCUGGAGGAUGGACCAAAGGUCCCACAUGCAUUGAAACUCCAUCCCCCACAGAGUGGCCCAGCACAGGUGAUGGAGGCAGCAGCACUUCGAGUGACAGAGGGAAUGGUGGCACGUCUAGUGGAGGGGACCGCAGCACGUCUAGUGGAGGGGACCGCAGCACGUCUAGUGGAGGGGACCGCAGCACGUCUAGUGGAGGGGACCGCAGCACGUCUAGUGCUCAAGAUUCCCAACGAAGCUGCCUAAAACCCAAACUGGAUCGAGGUUAUUUUGACCUGGAUGAAGAAACGUACCCGCAUGGCACUAAACUUUACUAUGCCUGCGAUAAAGGCUGGAAACCUGUGGUUGAGGGGUGGUGGGGGAUGGUUAAGUGUGAGAACAGAAAAUGGUCCCACAUACCUCAGUGCAUAGAUGAGAACAACUGCAUUCCUCCAGAUAACCCUAAUGCUAAAGAGAAACCUCUUAAUGUGAAUGGAUGGUAUCCCAAUGGAAAAACUGUUUGGUUUGAUUGUGAUUUAACACAUGAAAUUAAGGGCUCUCCCUCAGCUAAGUGUGAGAAUGGGAGUUGGAGAGAAUUACCACUUUGUGUAGAAAAAUACGACUUGUGUCGAAAACCUCCUCCUGUUGUGACCAAUGCAGUUAUCAUUCAUAAAUAUCAGGACAAGUUCCCAGAAGGCUUUAAGUUAAAUUAUACAUGUCAGGAUUCAUAUACUUUGGAAGGAACUGACUCUACUGUUUGCCAAUCUGGAGGAUGGACCAAAGGUCCCACAUGCAUUGAAACUCCAUCCCCCACAGAGUGGCCCAGCACAGGUGAUGGAGGCAGCAGCACUUCGAGUGACAGAGGGAAUGGUGGCACGUCUAGUGGAGGGGACCGCAGCACGUCUAGUGGAGGGGACCGCAGCACGUCUAGUGGAGGGGACCGCAGCACGUCUAGUGGAGGGGACCGCAGCACGUCUAGUGGAGGGGACCGCAGCAGGUCUAGUGGAGGGGACCGCAGCAGGUCUAGUGGAGGGGACCGCAGCAGGUCUAGUGGAGGGGACCGCAGCACGUCUAGUGGAGGGGACCGCAGCACGUCUAGUGGAGGGGACCGCAGCACGUCUAGUGGAGGGGACCGCAGCACGUCUAGUGGAGGGGACCGCAGCACGUCUAGUGCUCAAGAUUCCCAACGAAGCUGCCUAAAACCCAAACUGGAUCGAGGUUAUUUUGACCUGGAUGAAGAAACGUACCCGCAUGGCACUAAACUUUACUAUGCCUGCGAUAAAGGCUGGAAACCUGUGGUUGAGGGGUGGUGGGGGAUGGUUAAGUGUGAGAACAGAAAAUGGUCCCACAUACCUCAGUGCAUAGAUGAGAACAACUGCAUUCCUCCAGAUAACCCUAAUGCUAAAGAGAAACCUCUUAAUGUGAAUGGAUGGUAUCCCAAUGGAAAAACUGUUUGGUUUGAUUGUGAUUUAACACAUGAAAUUAAGGGCUCUCCCUCAGCUAAGUGUGAGAAUGGGAGUUGGAGAGAAUUACCACUUUGUGUAGAAAAAUACGACUUGUGUCGAAAACCUCCUCCUGUUGUGACCAAUGCAGUUAUCAUUCAUAAAUAUCAGGACAAGUUCCCAGAAGGCUUUAAGUUAAAUUAUACAUGUCAGGAUUCAUAUACUUUGGAAGGAACUGACUCUACUGUUUGCCAAUCUGGAGGAUGGACCAAAGGUCCCACAUGCAUUGAAACUCCAUCCCCCACAGAGUGGCCCAGCACAGGUGAUGGAGGCAGCAGCACUUCGAGUGACAGAGGGAAUGGUGGCACGUCUAGUGGAGGGGACCGCAGCACGUCUAGUGGAGGGGACCGCAGCACGUCUAGUGGAGGGGACCGCAGCACGUCUAGUGGAGGGGACCGCAGCACGUCUAGUGGAGGGGACCGCAGCACGUCUAGUGGAGGGGACCGCAGCAGGUCUAGUGGAGGGGACCGCAGCAGGUCUAGUGGAGGGGACCGCAGCACGUCUAGUGGAGGGGACCGCAGCACGUCUAGUGGAGGGGACCGCAGCACGUCUAGUGGAGGGGACCGCAGCACGUCUAGUGGAGGGGACCGCAGCACGUCUAGUGCUCAAGAUUCCCAACGAAGCUGCCUAAAACCCAAACUGGAUCGAGGUUAUUUUGACCUGGAUGAAGAAACGUACCCGCAUGGCACUAAACUUUACUAUGCCUGCGAUAAAGGCUGGAAACCUGUGGUUGAGGGGUGGUGGGGGAUGGUUAAGUGUGAGAACAGAAAAUGGUCCCACAUACCUCAGUGCAUAGAUGAGAACAACUGCAUUCCUCCAGAUAACCCUAAUGCUAAAGAGAAACCUCUUAAUGUGAAUGGAUGGUAUCCCAAUGGAAAAACUGUUUGGUUUGAUUGUGAUUUAACACAUGAAAUUAAGGGCUCUCCCUCAGCUAAGUGUGAGAAUGGGAGUUGGAGAGAAUUACCACUUUGUGUAGAAAAAUACGACUUGUGUCGAAAACCUCCUCCUGUUGUGACCAAUGCAGUUAUCAUUCAUAAAUAUCAGGACAAGUUCCCAGAAGGCUUUAAGUUAAAUUAUACAUGUCAGGAUUCAUAUACUUUGGAAGGAACUGACUCUACUGUUUGCCAAUCUGGAGGAUGGACCAAAGGUCCCACAUGCAUUGAAACUCCAUCCCCCACAGAGUGGCCCAGCACAGGUGAUGGAGGCAGCAGCACUUCGAGUGACAGAGGGAAUGGUGGCACGUCUAGUGGAGGGGACCGCAGCACGUCUAGUGGAGGGGACCGCAGCACGUCUAGUGGAGGGGACCGCAGCACGUCUAGUGGAGGGGACCGCAGCAGGUCUAGUGGAGGGGACCGCAGCAGGUCUAGUGGAGGGGACCGCAGCAGGUCUAGUGGAGGGGACCGCAGCACGUCUAGUGGAGGGGACCGCAGCACGUCUAGUGGAGGGGACCGCAGCACGUCUAGUGGAGGGGACCGCAGCACGUCUAGUGGAGGGGACCGCAGCACGUCUAGUGGUGAUGAGGCCUCACCCAAUGUCAGACCCUCUGCCAGACCACAACCUAGUGGCCCAUUUUUACCUGUUGAUAGCUGUGGAGAGAAGCCAACAGUUGAUAAUGGGGAUUUUAUCAGUGACUCUGACAGAAAUCGAAUGGCACUGACCUUCAAAUGCAUUAACUAUUAUAAACUUGUGGGCCCAGAGCAAGUGAUGUGUCAUAGUGAUAAAACGUGGUCAAAGCUACCCAUUUGUAAAGCUCCCUGUACCGUUGACAAAAGGACAUUUUACCUGCUGGAUCUUAAAAAGAUAUGUUUGUGAAGGAAGGAGAGAGUCAGACAUUUCUCUGUAAAGAAACUGAUUAUUGGAAAAAACCUUUUGUUGCUGAUGUUCGAUGUCUGAAUGGAGAUGUGACCACUGGCAGUUGUACAUUGGGCUGCAAACUGGACGCACGGCGUUAUUAUUGGUUGGAUCUUACACAGGAUAUGUUUCUAAAGGAUGAACGUCAGACAUUGAACUGUAAACAAAAGGAUUACUGGGGUCGUCCUCUUGUUGCAAAUGUUCAAUGUCAGAAUGGAUAUUUAACUUCGAACAGUUGUUACCAGCUAAACUAAUAUUUGGCCUGAUGAAUCAAUGCAACAAACCCAAAGCUGCAGCAAAUCCCCUGGAAGACAGGACUUCCCACGUUGGCCACCAAUCAAGAUCAUAAUAUGUUUGAUUAAGUUGCUUUUACAUUUGGUUCAUGAUAUGGAAUAUGCCUCAUAACACAGGGGGUUAGAAGGAGAGCAGAGAGGAAUGGAGGUCCACCAUCUUAGGAUAGGAGGCUGUCUGAGAAGAUUCAGACAGUCAUUCUGAAUGAUUCAAAAGUAAUGAAAAAUACAUGUUGAAUAUAAUAAUGGGAAGGUAAACAAUUGAUGAAAUAGUUCAUCAGCAAAACAUUUGAUAUUGAUCCUCUAUUCAUUUAAAGCAGAAAACUACUGAUUGUCAAUGAAAGUCGAAUCAAUAGAAUGUGCAGUAUACAAUGAAGAUGGAUGAAUGUAGAAAAUGUCAUGGCUUGGAUCUAUAUAAAAGAGAUAUAAUUAGA